Molecule: messenger RNA, 3264 nt
Organism: Mycena citricolor
Lineage: Eukaryota; Fungi; Basidiomycota; Agaricomycetes; Agaricales; Mycenaceae
Source: the annotation of a GenBank genome assembly
GGGAGUCAUCACAAGUACAGUGCUUUCACUGAAUGCCGCUGACGACCAAAAGUUGGAUGCGACCGGGAGCAGAGUCAUCCUCGAAAGAAUUCUGAGUUUCAAAAUUCAGAGGCUGAUACAGGUACUGUAACCGAUACACAGGGUUCCUCGCGUGAUUUGCCAAGAGAGGGCCAGACGUCGCGUGAAAGCCAGAAGAGCCGAACGCGCCAUGUCACGUCUCGUGAUGGUGACGAGUUCGCACUAUCACCCACCGGUCUAGAUUAUGGAUAUUAGAAAGCUAUCCAGGCGCUGAAACUACUCUUCAGAGCCGCAACUCUCAACAGCACUUUGUUUAAUUCUUUGCUGCUCAGGGCCGAGCACUACAGGUUCAGAGUGUGCUGCAAAUGGGAGUUACAUAAUCGCGUGUCGAUCUGGGGACGUGGCUAUGCAUUGGACCCAUCUCUCUGCUCCCUCUUCGAUGUGGUCAAGUCUCGCGCUCCCACAGACCCAACUGUGCCUCUCCGCAGUAUUAAAAUGCGGACAGUCAUUUCGCUGGCUUGCGUCCGGCACGCAUUCCAGCCAACAGCCACAAGAAUAUCAUCUCUGCCUGCGUGAUCGCGUGAUAUGUCUCAAGCAGGACGCGUCGACUCUCUUCUACCGCGCGAUCUUUCCGGACCCGCAGCCGUCCUCGUUGCAGCUGCCCUUACGACAGGCCGAGACGCUGCUAUGGCUCAACGAGUACUUCCAGCUGGACGUGGAUCUGGAGAAGCUGUAUGGGGAGUGGGCCACUCGAGACAAGGUGUUCUCCUCGAUGGAGAUGCGCUUCCCAGGGAUACGCAUGUUGAGACAGGAUCCUUUCGAAAACCUGAUCUCAUUUAUCUGCUCCUCGAACAACAACAUCGGCCGAAUAACGAAAAUGGUCCAAAAUCUCUGUCGACAUUACUCUCCGCCGCUACUCUCGCUCCCAGAUCUACAAGAGACGGAAAAGGAGGUGACAUACCAUCCUUUUCCGUCUCCGGCCGUGCUUGCCGCGCCUGAAGUCGAAGGUGUGCUGCGCGGACUGGGUUUCGGCUACCGCGCAAAGUUUAUUCAACGCACGGCGCAAAUGUUGAUGGAGACGCACGGGUCUUCAGAAUCGGCCGAGAAGUUCUUGAGGGGGCUCAGAGAUGCUGAUACAGACAGUGCGAGGGAGGAGCUCCUCAAGUUCAUGGGGGUCGGACGCAAAGUCGCGGAUUGCAUCCUACUUAUGAGCUUGGACAAGAGAGAGGUGAUACCGGUGGACACCCACGUGCACCAGAUUGCUAUCAAAUACUACGGACUGAAAGGUUCGUUAUCGGGAAAGACGGCCAUGACACCCAAACUAUACGAAGACAUCAACGGAAAGCUGGCUGCCGUUUGGGGAGACUAUGCCGGAUGGGCGCACUCGAUUCUUUUCACGUCCGACCUGAAAGCGUUCGCCUCGUAUGGCCUCGUAGCACCGAAGGAAGCCGAUAUCAGCUCGCUUCCCACCCCACCAGCGACACCGAUCCCGCGCAAGCGGACAAGCGAGGAGCAGGACUCGCCGUUGAAGCCGAGAACAAAGCGACGCAAGACAUAGUUGGUAUGGACCAGUUGGGCACAUGUUUAUUAUCUAUGCAUAGACUGCUGCCUCAAUCUCAGCGUACAGCCGAUGAAAGGGUUCGUCUAUCCCCGGCAGCAGCUGGGUCCCUACCACAGCCGCGACUCCAGUUUCAACAUCGAACCAGUAUGAGGUGUUAGCCCAUCCGCCCCCUGUUCAUCUUAAUCAGAGGCGGCCCAUGGCCAGAAGGACGUUGUGCACUCACAAGCAGCAGAUCCCUUCUUCCUGUGACCGGGGACAUCUUCUGUCAUGACGAAAACACCGCGGCCGAAGACCGCUGAACCCUCGGGUAUGCCAAUGUACGGACUGGUAAACGCGGGCAGGCCCAACAUCUGCGGCAGUGCGGAGGCAGGCAUGGCCGGCGAAAUCAACAGACUGAGCGAUUUUCGCGAGAUGAGUGGCUUUGCAGCUUUAUCACCUGGAGGGGGAUCAACCAGAGCGAACUGUCCGGAGCGAAAUGCACGCACUGUGGAUCUGGAGCAGAUGGCGCAAGACGGUAAGGUAGUCUUUCUGAGAGGCAUACAGCCCUAUUCCACCAAAGAAUAGUUUUGCUACGACAAUUCAGCCUCUGGUAUCGCGACCAAGAUUAUCUUCAUGCGUACUUUCUGCUGGAUCUUGAGGCAUUGGAUGCGCUCCGGGCCACGGGACAAUGGCCCCCUCCGAAUUGCGUUGGUGAAGAGGGAGCAGUCUAGCCUUAGUCUCCGGUGUUAGAUGGAACGACGCAGUCGAGAUGCCGAGGGGCUCGAAUAUAUGCUCUUUGCUGUAUUGGUCCAAAGAUUGGCCGGAAACACGCUCGAUCAGGAAUCCCAGACAGUCACUCGACCAGCCGUACGCGACUGGAAGAAAUCGGUGAGUGCCACCAAAUUCUCCGCCGGGAGUGACUCACAUUGCGUGCCAGGCUCGAACCUGAGAGGAACGGCCGGUAGAGCGCCCUUUUGCGGGUCAGAUGACAAUACGAUCUCGGGCGUUCAGAAAAUGGCGCACCUUGAGCUUGUUGAAGAAUUCACUCGUGUCAUCAGACGCAUAGACAUCAGCGUAUGCUCGAGGCGGGAAAACGCCAGGCUCGGUGACUCCAUCCAGACUGUAAUCGAGUCCACUGGUGUGAGUGAGCAGAUGCUCGACUGUUAUUUUUGUUGUGGCGGGUCUGCUGGUCUUCGCAUCGGGACGGCCAUUCGCGUCCACGGUCGUGAUGAUGAUCGGCGCUGAUAGCUCGGGCAGGAUACACUCGACCGGCGUAUCCAGGGCAAUCUUCCCCGCUUCAAUGAGCUGGAACGCGGCGAUCUAUUGACGCCAUAGAUUGAGUCCCUGGCCAAAAGAGAUACAGCUGGCUCACAAACCGAAGUGAUCAAUUUCGUCUGACUGCAGAUCCAGAAGAUGGUCUCCUCGUCGAGUUUCGAUUGCGGCACAUCGCCGCCGAACCGACUGUAGAGUGUUCCUUCAACAUUCGUGAUUGUCGUAAAAACGGGGGGUAGAGUGCCGCCCGCAGCAGCAUUCGACUGCGACCCGGAGUUGAUGAACGGUCAGGAAACAGCUCACUGGACACAUACCAAGAUACUGUCCAGAGCGGCCGCCUUUCCUUCGGGUAGAGAGAACAUGGUUGAUGAAGCACUGCUCGUAUAGCAAGCCUUUUAUGAGGAGCUGAUAAGGACCAAGGUGUCGGUGAGUAA